AUGAAGUUUGUACAAUCACUUUUACUAUUAUUUGUUGUAAUUGUAUCGAUUGUAUCAUCAACAUCAAUCAUAGAAUCAGUCAAGGCUAUCGAUCCAAGACUAUAUGAUUUAAUACUUUCACAACUUGGAGGCUCAAAUCCCGAUUUAAAUAGAAACAUUACUCAAUUGAUUGAAGCAAGAGGUUACCCUGUUGAACAACAUGUUGCUGUAACUCCAGAUGGAUACAUCCUUUCAAUUCAAAGAAUUCCAGCAGGACGAUAUCAACCAAAUCCAAAUCCAAACCGUUCCAAUGGAAAGCCAGCAGUACUUCUUCAACAUGGUGUAGAGGAUAUUGGUGUCAGUUGGGUCAAUCAAGAAAACGUCUACCAAAGUUUAGGCUUUAUUUUGGCCGACGCUGGUUUUGAUGUUUGGAUUAACAAUGUUCGUGGUACCUACCUUAGUAACACAAAUAUUUAUUAUACUAGUGAUCAAGUUGAAUACUGGCAAUUUUCAUUUGAUGAAAUGGCAGAAUAUGAUUUACCAACAGCAAUGAACUAUGUAUUGAGAGUUACUGGUAACAGUAAGAUAUCAUAUGUUGGACAUUCCCAAGGUACUACAAUGGGAUUCAUUGGAUUUGCCAAUGAAACUCUUGCCUCCAAGAUUGACUUGUUUGUUGCUUUGGCUCCAGUGGUACGUGUCACUCAUUGCAAGAGCACCUUCCUCAACUUGUUGGCCAAGUAUGAUGUUGCCGAUUUGUUUGUUUUGUUGGGUGACAAAUCAUUCCUCAUCCAAACACCGGGUAUGCAAAAGUUCCUCCAAAUCAUCUGUACCUUUGACCCAUCGAUCUGUCAAAACUCAUUGGCUCUCAUCAUGGGUUGGGAUACCGCCAACAUCAACAGCACCCGUCUCCCAGUAUACAUGAGCCACGAACCAGGAGGUACCUCGGUCCAAAACGUUCUCCAUUGGAGCCAAGCCGUCAAGACUGGCUACCAAAAGUUUGAUUAUGGUACCAAGGGUAACUUGGCACACUAUGGUCAAGCCACACCACCACAAUACAACAUCUCUGCCUUUAAUGCUCCAGUCAUCAUCUUUUACGGUUCCAACGAUUAUCUCGCCGAUCCAGUCGAUGUCCAAUGGCUCAUUCCACAACUCCCAACACUCCUCUACAACAAGUAUAUCCAAGGUUACUCUCAUCUCGAUUUCGUUUGGGGUGAAAAUGCCUACCUCGAUGUAUACCAAGAAGUUACUCAAUACUUACUCCAAUAUACUUCAAAUUAA
Messenger RNA from Cavenderia fasciculata, 1257 nucleotides. RefSeq lists its product as uncharacterized. The record is from RefSeq and is a predicted model, not a curated record. NCBI's taxonomy places the organism in Eukaryota, Evosea, Eumycetozoa, Acytosteliales, Cavenderiaceae. Gene Ontology annotation, biological process: lipid metabolic process. Bases 1 to 1257 code for a protein of 418 amino acids. Gene Ontology annotation, molecular function: hydrolase activity, acting on ester bonds. The transcript is spliced from 4 exons.